Prunus persica (peach) is the source of this 387-nucleotide messenger RNA. RefSeq lists its product as uncharacterized. The transcript has 2 exons. The coding region runs from base 1 to 387 and encodes 128 amino acids. The record is from RefSeq and is a predicted model, not a curated record. NCBI's taxonomy places the organism in Eukaryota, Viridiplantae, Streptophyta, Magnoliopsida, Rosales, Rosaceae.
AUGGCUAAAGUUGCCUUCAAGGAAAGCAAAACGGCAACGGAUAGUGACGAGGUGAGUAGUGAUCAGUCCAUGAGUGGCUUGCCACAGGAGAAGAUCAAUCAUAACUCGAUUCGAACUCUCACUGGCUCAAAUUAUAAGAAAUGGAGAGAAGAUGUGGAAAUUGCUCUUGGACUUCUGGAUUAUGAAAUGGUUCUCAAUGAUGAAGCUCUAUCAGUGCCUGCAAAUGAUGCAUCUGCUGAGACUAAGGCAAAAUAUGCAAAGUGGAUUAAGGCCAAUAAAAUGGCAAUUCUGAUCAUGAGGAGAUCUAUUUCAGAAGAAGUCAGAGGCAGUAUUACUGAAAUUGAGAAUGCUAAGGAGUUCAUUGAAGCUAUUGCAGAAAAUUUCUAA